Anneissia japonica is the source of this 651-nucleotide messenger RNA. RefSeq lists its product as uncharacterized. The transcript has a single exon. The coding region runs from base 1 to 651 and encodes 216 amino acids. The record is from RefSeq and is a predicted model, not a curated record. Gene Ontology annotation, molecular function: hydrolase activity, acting on ester bonds. NCBI's taxonomy places the organism in Eukaryota, Metazoa, Echinodermata, Crinoidea, Comatulida, Comatulidae.
AUGUGUAAAAGAAACAGGGGAUUCGAGGUAGGCGUUGGAAUUCACCCUAAGAAGGAACUCUCUCCCGCCCAGUUAAGCAGGCUGGUCACUCUGACAAGCUCAUCUCAUGUCAGAGUGCUCGGUGAGAUUGGGCUCGACCACACCUUACCCAACACCGACUGGGUUCGGCAGGAUGAGUUGCUUGAGCGAGUUCUCAAGCAGUGUUAUUCCUUCUCUCGACAUUGCCUUAUCUGCCUCCAUGUGAGGGGGAUGCACGGGGACGAGGUGGCAGAAGAAUGCUACUUCAGGGCACUUUACCUCCUGCGUCUCACGCAUAUCCCCCGAGAUCAGAAGUUGAUCUUGCAUGCGUUUUCCUCUUCAUCAAAGGUGGUGGAUAAGUUCUUGCACCAGUACCCGGGAACUUACUUCAGUUUCACCAUAGAAGCUGGUAGGUUCACCAUGGUACAACGAGCAGCCUGUAAACAUCUCGCAGGGGUCAAUGACCGAAGAAUCCUCAUCGAGUCUGAUGGGCCCUAUUUUCCCCCCUCAGGCCAGCGAGUGGGUGCUCCUCAUCUGCUGUGGGAGACAGCAAAAUCGGUGGCCCGAGUUCUAGGCUGGGAAGCCAGGCGAGUCUUAGAGCUCACCCGGAAAAACGGCCUAGAUCUCUUCUGA